AUAAAUUGAACCAACAUUGUGUUAUUUUAGUUUAAGCGACUGUGGCAGUUCGGCUCAGUUGAAAAGCUGUUACGAGAGAAUGGCAGGUAUUAUACGGUUUCUGUUCUUCGUAUUUCUGUUCGCAGCAUUGGAAUUGCAAGUCGAUUCAACCUUGGAGCAAAAAGAUGUUGUCAGUCAUUGCGAGAACGUCAAAGAUUGCGAUUUAUGUGUGUACGACUAUGAGAUUGAGUUUGUUCAGGGUUGUGCAGUUUGUAAAUGUACAUCACCCAUAGCAAGAGGUCGGUUUAAAAUAUCCACAGAGCAACGGAUGGCGACCUGGAAGAGAUGGGAACGGUGGUCGGAAUGCGAUCGAUCUUGUAACUUUGGGACAAGAACUCGUGUGCGGCGUUGUAGGAAUGGCGUCGUUGGUGGUAUUGGUUGCAUUGGACCUGUGUUUCAAAAUCGAAGAUGUAGAAAUAAAAGAUGUCCGCUAUAUCCGGGCGGUGAGUGCUAUGACGAUACCAUGCCAACAGAAUACAGAGGAAAAGUUUCCACUGCUCAGCCAGGAUUACGAUGUUUUAGGUGGAACCACCAACGAUCAGCUUAUCGUCCUGCUGCAUACCCAGAUUCCGGCUUGGUUGGUCGUUAUUGUAGAAACCCGGACGCGGAUCCAAGCGGACCAUGGUGUUACACAAAUCGAUUAUAUACUAUUACAGCAACGUGUUUAUUACCAAUAUGCAAAACUGACCAAGAUACUUAUUGGAGCAAUUGGGCUGGGUGGUCCAGCUGCUCUGAAAGCUGUGGCACUGGAGUUCAGGUUCGCAUUCGACAUUGUAAAGGAGGUUACAUUACAGAAGGAUCUUGUAAUGGUCCAGUGAGACAAAUGAGGGCAUGCGAGGUAGAAGAAUGCACAACGACGACAACAACACCGCUCCCAACAACAACAACAACAACAACAACAACAACAACAACAACAACUGCGACUACUACCACCCCUUUACCAACAGCAACUCUAUCCACAACGACCACCACAUCAAUGAACGCUGCAUACGAAUGCGUUGUUAACCCACGACCCACAAAUUAUCGAGGCAACAUCAGCACAACGUAUCGUGGGAUGCCUUGUCUUCCGUGGAAUGAUCCAGCUAUAAAGACAUUUAACCCCACCAACUUUCCGAACGAUGAUUUAGUUUCAAACCAUUGUCGAAAUCCAGACGGUGAUUUGUGGCCGUGGUGUUAUUUCGAGUUCGAUGCAAUCAAUGGUCACAAAUGGACAUAUUGCGACGUACCGGAGUGCCAGCCAGAACCUUUUAUCGUGCCCGAUCUCGGUUGCUACGAUAUAGAAGAACCUGGAAGUUACCUCGGUUCAGGGUCCACCACUCUCACUGGUUACCAAUGCCAAUACUGGGACGCCAACACCCCAAACGCUCACAUAUAUCAUUCCUAUCGCCACCCGGAUUUUGUUGAGCUUGGCCACCAUAACUUCUGUCGAUCACCGAGCGGUGACUUCAAGCCUUGGUGUUUCUCUACUAACCCUGACUUUCGAUGGGAGUACUGCGACCUCGAAGUUUGCCCUUCUCUAUCAACAACAACAAGACCAACAACAACAACAACAACAAUAGGACCACCACCAACAACAACAAGACCAACAACAGCAACAACAAGACCAACAACAACAACAACAACAACAACAAUAGGACCACCACUAACAACAACACGAUCAACAACAACCGAAACAUCCACAACUACGAUGUCGAGCGCAGCAUCUACUACAACAAUAGGACCGCCAGUAACAACCCAAUCAACAACGACUAGAAGUUCAACAGAAAACCCUGAAGUUUGUGGAAAACCAGCUUUUCCGAUUAUUCCAAACAACAACAACAAAAACCAAAGAAUCGUUGGCGGGUUCGAUGCCAACAAAGGUAGUCUGCCAUGGAUGGUGACCCUUCGUCGGUAUCCAAGCUUCUCAUUUUUCUGCGGCGGCUCGAUUAUCGAUAAAAACUGGAUUCUCACUGCUGCCCAUUGUGUUGAAAACAAACCAGAGAGCUACCGAGGUAUUCUCGGAAACUACUUUAACAAAAUGGUGGACGAAGAAGAAACAAUAGUCGGGUUUUCGUCUGUGCAUAUUCAUAAAAGUUAUAAUGACAAUACGUUGGAUAACGAUAUUGCUUUGCUGAAGGUUGCUGAACCCAUAGUUUUCAACGAUCACGUCAAACCAGUUUGUUUACCAGAGUACAACGCUGGUGUUUCAUAUGUACCGAAUACUGAUGUUAUUAUCAGCGGGUGGGGGACUUUAAAGUCGAAUGGUGCAUUAUCAAACGCACUGCAACAAGCCUAUGUAGACAUAGUGUCCUUGGAAGAGUGCGGUAAACGAUACAGCUCGGUAUUUGCACCUAGCGUAAUGUGCGCUGGAAUACUUGAUAAAGGUGGAAUUGACACUUGUCAGGGCGACAGCGGUGGACCUUUAGUUGAUCCUAACGGUAACGUCCAACUGGGUGUCGUUUCUUGGGGUAGAGGUUGUGCAUUGGCGCAAUACCCAGGUGUUUAUACUUUGGUCUCCUACUAUCGUAGGUGGUUGGACAACAUUCGUAACAACAACUAGCCUCCGUGCGGAAUAAUCUCAUAUAC
Messenger RNA from Ciona intestinalis (vase tunicate), 2604 nucleotides. The record is from RefSeq and is a predicted model, not a curated record. NCBI's taxonomy places the organism in Eukaryota, Metazoa, Chordata, Ascidiacea, Phlebobranchia, Cionidae.